AUGUCGGCUCCUCUUCUCCCGCCCAUCGUCACUCGACUGCCACCAUCCACAACAGUCGCUCGCACCCCAGUAUCGCCCACCCUAACCCGUCGUCGCGAUCGUCGCAGCAAACGUAUCAGCGCCAUCCAGUUUGACUUGGAACGUCUCAUCGCGUUUUCUGGCGUCAAAGAUCUUCGCAGAGCUACCAGCUACAGCUCAAUCGCUAGAGGUAUCCACACAGACAUAGAAGAAGUAGCCCAGGCAUAUCCAGACUGGACUGCUCUCGAACAGGGUGUAGAUGGGCCAAAGCUCACAUAUGGACAACUCAACAGUUUGGCGAACGAGACCGCAGAAAGACUCUUCAAUGCAGGCAUUCAAGAGGAGGAUCUCGUUCCUGUAAUAGCUUCUCGCACUCCUCAUGCAAUCGCUGCUAUCAUCGGUGUACUCAAAGCAGGUGGCGCAUAUGUUCCAUUCGAUGCCGAAGAUUGGACUCAGGAUCGAAUCAAUACCGUUCUGUUUACGAUAGAACCAAAGCAAAUCAUUCUGACCGAAGAGCACUAUGCUCCGCUCGUCACGGACUAUACAUCUCAGCGUCGCGCAACUGUUUUGAAAGUCCCUCCAGUACCUACACGAAAUAUUCAGUAUCUUUCCCUAGAGUUAUCUAUGCAUCUCCAGCCCUCCUCAAAUCGUUUAGCGUAUGUAAUCAUGACUAGUGGCACCAGUGGUGCACCAAAGGGAGUCAUGGUCGAACAUAAAAAUCUGAUUCAAUAUGUACGGCGCUUCGAACAAGACAGACCAGCUAACAUGGAUGUUCAUCCUGGAGAUCGUGUUUUCCUCGUUUAUUCUGUCGCAUUUGAUGCCUUUUCUGGUGUGAUUUGGAGCACACUUUGCAAUGGAGGGACUAUAUGCCUCGCAGACAGGUCAAAUUUAGCUACAGUAGCGAAAAGCGUCUCUCACCUUCCCGUGACCCCCUCCCUAUUAUCAUCUCUCAUUCCUUCCGAUUACCCUAACAUUCGUGGUAUCUAUUGCGGUGGAGAAGUACUUCCUAUCUCUCUGGUUCAAAGCUGGGCUUUCGCAGGACGUCGUAUAUUCAAUUGUUACGGACCUACGGAAACUACCUGUGUGUCUACAAUGACAGAAGUGGGUCCCAGUACGAAGCAAGUCACGAUUGGUGGCCCCCUGGCUGGUUACGCCGUGCUUGUCGUAGAUGAGAGUCUGCGACCUGUUCCUAUUGGUCAAUCUGGAGAGCUGAUCAUUGGCGGAUUGGGUGUGGCUAGAGGAUAUUAUAACAACCCAAAGUUGACGAGUGAGAAGUUCGUAAAGAUGGAGUGGGUAGAGAUUAUGCUCGGACUGAAGCGAACAGGACGGUGGUAUCGCACAGGAGAUUUCGCCAAGUGGACUUCUGAUGGAAUGUUGGAAUAUCUUGGACGUAGUGAUUGGCGUGUCAAGAACCGAGGCUUCCUCAUUGAUCUAGAGGGUGAUGUUGAAGGCGCUAUGAUCGCUCAUCCUGCCGUUGCAGAUGCCAAAGCCUUCAUGAUAGCCGGACGUCUUCUCGGCGUGGUCACUCCCGACAACAUCGAUACCAAAACACUGCGCGAUGACCUACUGGUUAAGACCCCAGCAUACAUGGUUUGCAACAAGAUUUUCGCUCUGCCUUCGUUCCCCCGCACGUCCAACGAUAAAGUAGACCGGAGACAACUCCAAGCCCUGAUAGAGUCCCUUGCUGAUGAGGAUACAUCGUCGUCCGGUCCUCUACCUACCACAAAGAUCCAAAAAGCAGUGGCUUCAGGUUUCACCUUACUCUUCAAUAUCAACACCCAGAUUGGGAUCAGAGCAAACUUCUUGGAACUCGGAGGCGAUUCCAUCACUGCCAUUCGUCUCGUCUCACACGUUCGUACAGCUGGCUACAGUAUAACGUUCCAGAAUGUCUUGCAGCUGGCUACUAUCGAGGCCAUCUCCAAGGUGGCGGCUCCGCUAGGCUCCCCAACAGAAGCGGAAGUGGACGAAGGUCCAUCUUCAGAAGACUGGAAGUUGCUGCAGGAGAUAGUUGGGAAGGAGGCAGAUACUAUUGCAGAGGAUAUCGCGCCAUUGACGCCUUCUCAGAGAGCUAUGUUCAUUACUACAGCUUCUAAGCGGUCCGUAUAUGCGCUUCAGACGUAUGCAGUUCUACGAGACGCCAGUGGACCAUUCGAUCCCGAACGUUUCUUCGGUGCGUGGCAACAGCUCGCCCAAAGGCAUGCAAUCUUCAGAUCAUCAUUCCAUCUGGAUGCUGGAGAGCACGGUGUACAGAUCGUACAUCGCAAUGCUCCUAGCAUUCCGCGUCGCCUGAUGGUUUUGGAGACGGAAGCAGCCGUCAAGUCAGCCCUUGACAUGUAUCUGCAAGAGGACGUAGAAAGAGGGUUCGGUACUGAAGAAUUUGUCAAACCUGGUUUACUCUCUCGUAUAGCGCUCUUUACGUGCCCUAGUGCAGGUCUCACCUUCUUCGUGUGGACGGUGCAUCAUGGUCUUGUCGAUGGCUUGUCGGCUCCUCUUUUGCGCGAUGAGCUCGUCCAAGAAUACAACUCCUACAAAGGUGCUAUGCAGGCACCCGCACUUCUCCCUGCCCGUUCGUUCACGUCUAUUGCGCGUGCUAUCGUCAAGCGUCAAAGUGAAUUAGCACAGGCCGCAACCGAGUUCUGGCGCAAGCAUCUAGAUGGUGCAGACGCCACUAUGCCCGUUGCUCUUCCUCGUUUGACUGGCGCAUUGGUAGCUCCAUCCCAUGAGCUUGUCUACAACUCUACUCUUGCGUUGGAUCUUGUCGCGAAUUUCGCUCGUUCUCAAGGUGUGACGAUGACCACUGUCUUCCUCGCCGCCGCCGCCGUCGUACUUUGUCGGUACACAGGCAAGUCCAACACCAACGUGGGUGUUGUGUUGACUGGAAGGUCUGUGCAACCCGAUUCAGAUCGAGUCGUAGGCCCUGUCGUGAACACGCUCCCCAUUCACUUGGAUAUAGAAGACGAUGCGCUCCUGGUGAAGGAUCUCCUUCUUGCGACCUCCAACAAAGUGAUGUCUGCCACCGAAUGGGAAUGGUCCUCCCUUGGAUCUGCUAUGGCCGCUUGUGGUAUCUCUUCAGACCUGUCUCUCUUCGACUUUGCAUUCUCGUUCGCAGAUGACUUCAGUGCCGAGAAUGUGAAAUCUCCAGUGCCCAUGGGACUGCAAAUCUCCGAUGCCGUCACCACCGAACAAACUGAGUUUCCUUAUUCGAUCACCUUUGAGAGAAGUUCCAAGCAGACGGCCUCUGUGCGGAUCCGACAACAGCCUCAGCAACUCCAUCAAUCUCAUGCUGAGAAUCUUGGUCGUCAUUUCUGCAAUGUUGUCGCUGCAUUUAUGCACUCCAAACAUGUUAAGGAAGUUCAGAUCACCGACGAUGACGAGCGGCGUUUCUUGACGCACGGUUUGAACUCUCAUCACACCAAACCGUUCUACCCGACCACGACUAUCUUGGAUCGCGUCGAACAAUCCUUUGUCGCUCACAGGGAACUCGUAGCCAUCACACAGGGGCCUAAUUCGAUCACCUACGCGGAGUUGGAUCGUCAAUCAACAUUGGUGGCUUACUACCUUGCCAGACAUCACAAUGUCACUGUGGGAUCCACUGUUGGUGUCUAUGCCACGCACAGCAUCGAUUGGAUGGUUGGUGUUUUCGGUAUUAUCAAGGCAGGAGCGUCGUAUUUGGCACUUGACAGUAAUCUCCCUCCAGAACGGCAGAACUGGUUACUCGAGCGUGGGGAUAAUGUUGGCGUAGUUCUCGUACCUCGCGUUCCAGAUCACAAUGCCUUCAAACUCGAGCAACUCAAGAUCUCAGAUAUAGUUACUGCACAUGCGCCACCAUUCCCCUUGAAGCGACCCAGCGUUGACGAUGUCGUAGCAUAUAUCUACACCUCUGGAUCUACUGGAGUGCCGAAAGGUGUUCCUUUGCAACAUGGUGGGCUUGACACUGCCUUGGCACCAGAUUUCGGACAUAUGUGGUCAGCACCUGGUCGUAACGUAGCGUUAAUGAUGGCCCUUGGCUUCGAUGGUGCCAUCUUCACCACUUUUGGUGCCCUUAUGUAUGGCGCGACGCUCCUUUUGAAGGACGCUGACGACCCUCUCGGAUACCUGAAAUACGCAGACACAUCCAUCUGCACGCCCUCGAUGCUUGCCAGUUUGAACGAAGAAGAAUACAGAAAUUUCGGAGCGUUGUUGACUGCUGGAGAGGCUUUACCACAAGGACUCGCAGAUACGUGGUCUGUAGGUAGGAAAUUCGGAAAUAUGUACGGACCUUGUGAGGGUCAUAUCUUCGCAACUUACAAACGAGUUACGCCUGGUGAUCCAAUAUCUCUUGGGCGUCCAACGCCAGAGGCACGAAUUUACAUGGUUGAUCCUGUUUCAUGCACACCAGUUCCUGUUGGGUUACCUGGUGAAAUAUGGAUUGGUGGUACUCCUCCUACCUUUGGUUAUGUCGGUCUACCUGAGAUGAGCAAGGAGAAAUUCAUCCCGGAUCCAUUUGGUUUCCCAGGAGAACGCGUAUAUCGUACUGGCGAUAUUGGGCGUUGGCUUCUCAACGGAGAAAUCGAAUAUAUUGGAAGAGUGGAUGAUACGGUCAAGAUCAAAGGUGGAUUCAGGUUGAGCUUGGCAGGAGUGGAAAAAUCACUCAGCCGUGAAGCCAAUGACUUUUUGGGUACACCCCUGGCGUCCGCGACGGUUCUCCUUGUCAAAGAUGCGCUUGUUGCUUAUAUUACUCCAUCCAACAUUGACGUCGAGGCUCUUCGCGAUCGUUUGGCAGAAACUGAGCCUCAUUUCGGUGUCCCUAGAUUCAUCAUUGCCGUCGAUGAGGUUCCUAUGUCGAACAAUCACAAGGUCGAUCGAAAGGUACUGGCUGCUCUGCCCUUACCAGAACUACCAGCAGUCCGCUACGAACCUCCAGCGACCCAAACAGAGCGCGACCUCGCUAAGAUCUGGAAGUCAUUGCUAGAAUCUGAGGAAGACAUAUCUGCUACCGCUCAUUUCUUGCGCCUUGGUGCUACGUCGCUCAGUCAGAUACGCAUGGUUUCGGCUUUAUCACGGUUGUACGGUAUCGAGGUACCCUUAUUGACGGUCAUCAGCACGCCCGUACUGCGUAACCUUGCUGCUGCUAUCGACACUCUCCGUCAGACCGGCCAUGUAGUCGAAGAAAUGGAAAUACUCAUACCAUCCCCUGAAAAGCUAUCGCCCAGUGAAGAUGGUAUGUGGCUCGCAUAUCAGCUCGCGACCACCAAGACGCCAUUCACCGUCUCUGCUAUGUACUCCAUUGCGGGGCAUAUUGACGGCGAGCAGCUGAAGGAGGCAUUUGAUGUUGCUCUGGGUCGUCACACGAUCUUCCGAGCAAGAUAUGACAUGGACAGUACAGGAAGGCCUCAAAGGUACCUGGCAGAAGACCCUCCCGAAGCACAGUUGGUGUCUAGGGACGAGUUCAAUCGUUCGCUGGAUCAAAACUUGAACCACGCUUUCAAUCUUUCGGCCGAGGAGCUUGUCCGAGUCCGUCUCUCAUGCAACGACAACGACUCGCUGAUUUUGUUCUCUGCCAAUCACAUUAUAACUGAUCAUUGGUCCUUGGAUAUCAUCAUGAGAGAAGUAUCCAGCAAUUAUGCAGUUCUUGUGAGCGGAGAGGACCCUUACGAUAUGCCUCCUUCACUCGAUUAUCCUCAAUGGGCUGCCUCAGCCGCUCAGAAACCUGACCAGUCGAAAGCACUUUCAUUUUGGUCCGAUUAUCUGAAAGGCAUCCCAGAUUGCAUAUCUCUCCCCCUAACGAAGCCUCGACCACCAGUCAAAUCAUAUGCUGGCCAGUCGCACAUGUUCAAUAUCCCUGAGGAGCUCCGGAUCAUUGUCGAGCGAGCAUCAGCAUCGUAUGGUGUGACUCUUCAUCAAUACUUCAGCGCUGCACUCCUUCUUGUCCUUUCUACCUUUGCAAACCAACGAGACAUUGUCGUUGGUGCUUCGCAUGCAAAUAGAUUCACCACAGAACAGUUCGAACUAUGUGGUCUCUUCCUCGAUCGGAUACCUUUCCGCAUGCAGCUUACCGAGAAGAAUCAAACCUCCAUCGAGUCUUUGAUUCGAUCAGUUGUUUCCUCGCAGCAGGCUGCCUCUCUAAAUUUCAAGCUCGCUUUCAACGAUAUCGCUAGUGGCAUUGGCAUUUCUCGUAAUCUAAGCCGUCAUCCUAUAUUCCAAGUUAUGUUGUCAGUAGAGAAUGAUACUGAGACCGCCUCAAAACUACGGAUAGGAGAUGCCAUCGUAGACAUUGUGCCUGUUGCAGGUACAGGGGCUACGUUUGACUUGCUCUUUGGCUACCAGCUGCUACCUAAAGGCCAAGGAAUUCGACUGAGGCUAGAAGCAGCCGAUAUCUACGACUACAUUCUGAUAUCAGCCAUCGAGUCGUCGAUGCGCACGGUUCUUUCAAUGCUUGCAAACCCGAAAUCAACUCCUGCUGAAAUAUGUUCUGCCAUCAUGCCCUCGGUCGUUCGUGUACCAUCCCACGAUGAGAAGAUUGGUCUUGUGCGAGAUGCUAUGCUAGCCGUCCUGCGCUCCUCGGGGCCGCCAAGUGAAAUACCUUCAGACAAGACAUUCUUUGAUCUUGGUGGAUCAUCCAUCCAGACGCCUAUGCUGUUGCGUGAGCUAGCCACGAGGGGCGCGCACGUGAGUAUGGUCGAGAUCUUCACAACACCAUCCAUCGAAGGGAUCGUUUCUUGUGCCCAAUUUGAUUUGAUAAAAUAGAUUCUAGUAUUAUUCGCAUCCAUGUAUAAUAGAGAUAGAAGCAUAAUUUUAUUCAUCAUCCAU
Molecule: messenger RNA, 6807 nt
Organism: Serpula lacrymans var. lacrymans S7.9
Lineage: Eukaryota; Fungi; Basidiomycota; Agaricomycetes; Boletales; Serpulaceae
Gene: nps1
Product: putative nonribosomal peptide synthetase
Exons: 14
Coding region: 1-6744 (2247 amino acids)
Biological process (GO): amino acid activation for nonribosomal peptide biosynthetic process; secondary metabolite biosynthetic process
Cellular component (GO): cytoplasm
Molecular function (GO): phosphopantetheine binding; catalytic activity
Source: RefSeq, a predicted model, not a curated record